AGGCGCUCCCGCUCGGUGUCUCGUUCCCCGCGCGGGCUCCGGAGGAAGGGUUUGGAUGACUCACCGGAAGCGGAAGUGAGGGGCGAGGCGCUCCCGCACUGGCUCCGGAGGAAGGGGUUGGCUGACGCUGCGGAAGCGGUGCAGGGAGCUGCAGCAGGGGGCUGUGAUGGAGGGUGUGUCAGGUCGCUACGACUUCUAUAUCGGACUAGGCCUGGCUCUAUCCUCAAGUAUUUUUAUCGGAGGAAGUUUUAUCCUAAAGAAGAAAGGGCUUCUCAAGUUGGCCAGCAGGGGCUACAUUAGGGCAGGACAAGGAGGUCAUGCAUACCUGAGGGAGUGGCUUUGGUGGGCAGGACUACUGUCCAUGGGAGUUGGAGAAGCAGCAAAUUUUGCUGCAUAUGCCUUUGCCCCAGCAACACUAGUAACUCCAUUGGGUGCAUUAAGUGUUCUAGUCAGUGCAGUUUUGUCGUCCUACUUUCUGAAUGAGCACCUGAAUGUCCAUGGAAAGAUUGGAUGCAUCUUGAGUGUUCUGGGCUCCACAGUGAUGGUAAUCCAUGCCCCACAGGGGGAGGAGGUAUCCAGCCUGGAGUCAAUGGCAGAGAAGCUUAAAAAUCCAGGGUUUAUAGCCUUUGCGGUGUGUGUGCUGGUGAGCUCCAUUCUCCUUAUCUUCGUGGCUGGGCCCCGUUAUGGGCGGAGCAACGUUCUGGUGUAUGUUUUGGUCUGCUCUGCCAUUGGCUCGCUCUCAGUGUCCUGUGUCAAGGGCUUGGGCAUCACACUGAAGGAGCUGUUUGCUGGGAAGCAGGUCCUGAAAGAACCGCUGGGCUGGAUACUCCUGAUUUGCCUGGUGAUCUGCAUCAGUGUCCAGAUUAACUACCUGAACAAGGCCUUGGACAUCUUCAAUACGUCUGUGGUCACACCUAUCUACUACGUCCUGUUUACCACAGCAGUCAUGACUUGUUCCGCCAUCCUAUUCAAGGAGUGGCAACACAUGGUCCUACACAACAUAAUUGGCACUAUAAGUGGCUUUCUAACCAUAGUCUCUGGCAUUUUCCUUCUGCAUGCAUUCAGAGACAUCCCCUUCACCCCAGACCUGCUGCCCCUCUUCCUGAAGCAAGGAAGGGCAGACCUGCAUUCUUUUUGGAGGGGAGCAGACAAACACCAGUCAUGUCUACAUCAGCCUCUUCUGGGCCCAGAGGACAUCCACAAGGGUUCUCAGAGUGUGGAGGAGGAAGGUGAAAGUGUAUGACGACUCAUGAACCUGUUGCCUGGGAAAGCCUUUGAACUUGUACCCAAGCGCUUUCUAGUCUCACUACUGAGCUCCCCUUGGUGAGUUUGCUAAUCAGACUCCACCAGCUUCAGCUGCAUUGUUGGGAAUAAGUAAACGUCUGCUGCCUAUUCUGUGAGAGUGUUCUGUGCUUCCACUGCUGGGGACCUGAAGGGCAAGUGAAGAGACCUAAUUGCAAUUUCCAGCUGUUACGAAUAAAACCUGGAAAAGAUUCCCACCAACACUAUAACCACUAGACUUGAGUUCCCUUUGUAAGAACAUGCUGCAGCUGCUAUCAGGCCACAGGCUUAUGUGGGAGGAGACCCAGCAGUAACCACACUAAUCCUUACUGAAUGGAAGGACCACUCAGUUUAGGUGGCCUUAAAACAAAGCUUUUUUUAAUAUUUAAAGAUUGUUUACAAAACAUUCUAGCCACGUGCUGAGAUUCUUGUAUGUUGUCACUGCCCCUAAAGCAACAAGGGGUAACGUGUGUUUUAAAAUGAUGUGCAUAGCA
This is a messenger RNA of Chelonia mydas (Green sea turtle), 1775 nucleotides long. Its product is annotated as magnesium transporter NIPA2. The coding region runs from base 167 to 1243 and encodes 358 amino acids. Gene Ontology annotation, molecular function: magnesium ion transmembrane transporter activity. Lineage: Eukaryota; Metazoa; Chordata; Testudines; Cheloniidae. Gene Ontology annotation, cellular component: membrane. The transcript is spliced from 6 exons. The record is from RefSeq and is a predicted model, not a curated record. Gene Ontology annotation, biological process: magnesium ion transport.